Molecule: messenger RNA, 429 nt
Organism: Physeter macrocephalus (sperm whale)
Lineage: Eukaryota; Metazoa; Chordata; Mammalia; Artiodactyla; Physeteridae
Product: zinc finger protein 550-like
Exons: 5
Coding region: 43-357 (104 amino acids)
Biological process (GO): regulation of DNA-templated transcription
Source: RefSeq, a predicted model, not a curated record
GAUCUCCUUGAUGAGGCUCAGAAACUCCUAUACUGCGAUGUGAUGCUGGAGAACUUUGCACUUAUGGCCUCUGUAGGUUAUUGGCAUGGAGUGGAAGAUGAGGAGGUACCUUCUGAGCAGAGUGUUUCUGUAGAAGGAAUGUCACAGGUGUCAAUGACCUUCAGGUACUUGGCCAUGACCUUCACUUGGGAGGAGUGGGGGCAAUUGGAUCUGGCACAGAAGACCCUGUAUCAGGAGGUAAUGUUGGAGACCUGCAGUCUUCUGGUCUUACUGGAGUAUCCUAUUCCAAAACCAGAACUGAUCCACCUGCUGGAGAAUGAGCAAAAUCUAUGCAUGCUGAAGAGAGGCCUCUCCUAAAGUUCCUGUCCAGAUGCACCUCUCCUGGGAUCCUCAUUUCUUCUAUCAUCGCAGAUCUUUCACCUGGGAUCA